This is a messenger RNA of Diaporthe citri, 2511 nucleotides long. RefSeq lists its product as uncharacterized. NCBI's taxonomy places the organism in Eukaryota, Fungi, Ascomycota, Sordariomycetes, Diaporthales, Diaporthaceae. The record is from RefSeq and is a predicted model, not a curated record. Gene Ontology annotation, molecular function: protein binding. The transcript has 2 exons. The coding region runs from base 1 to 2511 and encodes 836 amino acids.
AUGGCGUCUCCCUCCGCUCGCCGAAUCUUCCCAAUCUCCGACUGGGCUCCUGCCCACGAGGCCCUGUACUCCGAAGCCGACAACGACUCGUCCAUCGACACUCUCCCUUUCCCGACCAAGCCGCGCCAGUCCUCCUACACGCCCUCUCCCUCGUCCUCCUCGUGCUGCGCGCCCCUGCCCCGGCGCAGCCACACCACAAAACAACACCGAAGCAUGUCGUUGCCUUGGCGGCCCAAGUCCCAGAUCAUCUCGCCCGACGCCAUCGAGGCCAAGUUCCGCGACUUCUCCCUCGAACGCGCCAACACGGCCGCUCAACUGGCCGCCACCCCCUCUAGCUCGGCCUCCGCCUCCGGCCCGGCUCCAGGCUUGGGUGGGUUCGUUGAUGACGAGACCACGCCGUCGGACUUCACAGGCACUGUCAAGGGAAAGGGCAAGGGAAGGAUAAGUGGCAUCUUCAGACGCGCCUCUGUCUCCAUCAAGGGCCUGGUCCACCGUCGAACAUCCAUCGCUACCGACACAUUCGAAGAGCCACGCGACACGGCCCGCCAGCAGCAGCAGCAGCGAUCGGGCCACGGCCCUUCGUACUCACAUCACCACAUCCAAACCACUCCAACCUCGCCCCUGGGAGGUUCCUCUCCCUCCCGAAUCAGCACACAGCAGUCUCGUCCGACGACAAGCCACGGCAUCAAUGCGACGUGGCACCGCCUGCGACAGGCUACUAGUUUCCGACACUCUCGUGUCCUGUACGGCGACUUUACAAUGCACGCCCACGAGGUCCCUUACCAACCACAAGAUGACCUCCCCUACUCGGUUCCCAGACCCGGAGUGGGCGGCGAGCCGCCUGUCAUACCGCGGAAUGGGGGUUCGGGCGCACGGGCUGCCGCCGCCGCCUGGCAGCACGACAUGUUUCCCACUGUGCACCCUCAGGGACGAGCCGAGAUGCCGGUUUUGAAGAACAAGCGGUUGACCCUCGAUUCAACCCAGACCGACCGGGAGAGUGGCAUAGGCAUCGCUGUCACCAGCUCCGAGUCUGACGCUGGCGACCCGCAGGACCUGGACAUGGUGUCGUCAGACGGUGCAGAGGUUCUGUAUGGAUGUGCCCCAGAGAUCAGUAGGAUCGACUUCAUCGACAGGCUGCCCGCGGAAUUGGCGAUCCAAGUGCUCGCCCACCUCGAUGCCGCAGAUCUGGCGAGGUCAAGUCUAGUCUCACAGUCGUGGCGGGACAUGGUCUCCACUCAGCACAUCUGGAGGGAGUCUUACCUGCGUGAGAAGACCGGCACGUAUGCUACGAGCAGCCCUGUCCAGCCAGGCACAGGACUAGGUGUGCCCGCCAUCCAGCCGAAAAUCACCUGGAAAGACGCGUACAGAGUUACUGAGGAGCUGGGCAAGAGAUGGAAACGGGGCCAUGCCACGUCAAUCUAUCUCAACGGGCACUCGGACAGCAUAUACUGCUUGCAAUUCGAUGAGCAAAAGAUCAUCACUGGUUCCCGCGACAAGACGAUCCGCAUCUGGGACAUGCAUACCCUGGCGUGCAAGCUGGUCAUUGGUCCGCCCGAGGUUGUUAAGGACAACGCCUUGCUCUACGACGAGGACGGCAACCCAACGCACUCAGCGAGCCAUGAGCCUCAUACUGGAGCGCAUGCCGACCAAAACCGCACGACCUCGGUGCCGACAACGGUCUCCUUCCAGACCCACCACAAAGCGUCCAUUCUCUGCCUCCAGUACGACGACAAUAUCCUCGUUACGGGAAGCUCCGACGCCUCAUGCAUCGUGUACGAUGUCAAGGGCGGCUACCGUCCCGUGCGACGAUUGCGCCACCACACCGCUGCCGUCCUCGACCUUUGCUUCGAUGACAAGCACAUCGUGACCUGCUCAAAGGACAUCAGCAUCUGCGUCUGGGAUCGGGAGACGGGCCAACUGCUGAAACAACUCAGAGGUCACAGCGGGCCAGUCAAUGCAGUGCAGAUGCGCGGCAAUACAGUUGUUUCGUGCAGUGGUGACUUCCGAGUCAAGCUGUGGAACAUCGACACGGGGAAGCAGAUCCGCGAGUUCCAGGGCCACACCAAGGGUUUGGCGUGCAGCCAGUUCAGCGAGGAUGGCAGAUACGUGGCCAGCGCUGGUAACGACAAGGUGAUUCGUAUCUGGGACGCCAACACGGGCGAAUGCCUCCGAGAAAUGAAGGCGCACGAGAGCUUGGUGCGGUCCCUGCACAUAGAUAGUGUUUCGGGACGACUCAUCUCGGGCUCCUAUGACACCGACAUCAAGGUGUUUGAUAUGGAGUCAGGCCGCCAAUUGCUGGACUUCCCUAGAUGGCACGCCAGCUGGGUGCUGAGCGCCAAAUCCGACUACCGCAGGAUCGUGUCUACUGGACAGGAUCCCAAGAUCUUGGUCAUGGAUUUUGGUGCCGGCAUUGAGGGAAUCGACAUGCUCGAAAGUGAAUCCGCUAACAGAGUCGCCAUGGAGGAGAAUAAGGCGGUUGCUGAGGUCCAGGAGGAUGUCGGAUACAUCUAA